AUGCAAUCCAUUGUUUCCACGUUUGUAGGGCUCCUGUUUCCCCAUACAUUGCGAGUGGAUGAAGAGAAGGGGAACGUUUAUUUUUUGCUUUAUGAAGCAUACUUUGGACGUUACAGUGUAAAGGUGAUCGGAACAAAAAAUAUAAUAGAGGACUCUUUCAAAGCUUAUAAUUCUUCAUGGGAUAUCAAAUAUUUAAAGGAAAUAAAGGAUCCCAUUCUCAUGGUCGCAACUGGCAACAUGGACCAGCAACCAACGGUUUCUGGGUUUUUAGGAAGGGCUGUAGAAGAGAAAUUUCAUUUGGCAGUUAUUGCACUAAGAAUAAUGCCAUGUAUUCCAUUGGUUACAGAGACUUUGAAAGAUAUGGUUCAUCCAGACAUAGGCCCCGUACAAAUUACCAAAGGUGUUAGAGAAGGAUAUUUUUAUGUAAAUCUGUCACUCAAUCAAGAUUUUACGAAUGGCCCUGAAUUUUACGCCUCUAAUACAGUGGAUGAAGAGCUUGGUAAAAUUUAG
Mucor mucedo is the source of this 510-nucleotide messenger RNA. RefSeq lists its product as uncharacterized. Lineage: Eukaryota; Fungi; Mucoromycota; Mucoromycetes; Mucorales; Mucoraceae. The coding region runs from base 1 to 510 and encodes 169 amino acids. The transcript is spliced from 2 exons. The record is from RefSeq and is a predicted model, not a curated record.